This is a messenger RNA of Mastomys coucha (southern multimammate mouse), 489 nucleotides long. Its product is annotated as transmembrane protein 92-like. NCBI's taxonomy places the organism in Eukaryota, Metazoa, Chordata, Mammalia, Rodentia, Muridae. The transcript is spliced from 6 exons. Bases 1 to 489 code for a protein of 162 amino acids. The record is from RefSeq and is a predicted model, not a curated record. Gene Ontology annotation, cellular component: nucleoplasm.
AUGCAGGACACCUGGGUCCCUGGCACACUCCCCUUGAUCUUUGGCCUGCUUUCCAGUCUCCAACCAGUAAGUGCCAAUCGGACUGUAAACACAUGUGACAUCUUAAGCUGCCCCGAAGGAUUCACGUGCUGUGAAAAUGAAUGCUGCCUACAAAGAAACAUCUGGGAUCCUGCAAAGGACCCAUUCAGGAUCUUGUUCAUCCUGACAUGCAUCAUUUUUCCUCUUUUGUGCAUCUGUGGGCUUGUGAGGCACUUCUGUCCCAGUUGCAGAGAACUUCAGCAUGACUUCAGAACAGCAGAUCAUCACAUACCUCCAGAACCACCCUCCAUUGCUCCCCUAGAGAGCAUUUGGGUCACCUCCUUGGGUCCCCCACCAUCCUACAGUCAGGUUGUUCUGAACUCAACUCCUACAGAACUACCUCCUCCCUACAGCCUCAGGUCUAAGGGCCCUGCUGACCAGAUGGGAGGGCAUGCCUAUGCAACCCUUUGA